Dromaius novaehollandiae (emu) is the source of this 1503-nucleotide messenger RNA. It is a transcript of the gene SRXN1, whose product is annotated as sulfiredoxin 1. The transcript has 2 exons. Bases 112 to 453 code for a protein of 113 amino acids. The record is from RefSeq and is a predicted model, not a curated record. Gene Ontology annotation, biological process: cellular response to oxidative stress. Lineage: Eukaryota; Metazoa; Chordata; Aves; Casuariiformes; Dromaiidae. Gene Ontology annotation, molecular function: sulfiredoxin activity. Gene Ontology annotation, cellular component: cytoplasm.
GGGACGCUGGCGGGCCCGGGAGGAAGCGGGGCGGCCCGGCUGGGAGCGGCGCUGCUCGGGGCGGAGCGCCGCGGCCCUGCGGCGGGGCCCAGCCGGCUGCCGGCAGCAGCCAUGGCCGAGGCCGGCGGCGGCAGCAUCCACACGCGGCACGUCUCGGCCGUGCACAACGUGCCGCUGCGCGUCCUCAUCCGGCCCAUCCCGGCGGUGCUGGAGCCGGCCAAGGUGCAGAGCCUGGUGGAGACGCUGCAGGAGGAUCCCGAGCGGGUGCCGCCCAUCGACGUGCUCUGGAUUAAGGGCAGCCAGGGCGGGGACUACUUCUACUCCUUCGGGGGAUGCCACCGCUACGCGGCCCACCGGCAGCUGCGCCGGGAGACCAUCCCCGCCAAGAUCAUCCCGUCCACCCUCAGCGACCUCCGCACCUACCUGGGCUCCUCCACCCCCGACCUGCGCUAGCGGCAGCCCCGGCCCGGGGGGCUCCCUGCGCCCGCCCCCCCCCCGGCGUCCCCACCAGCUGAGCUCCGCCAAAUUCCGGGGUCCCCCCGGUCCGGGGCUCACGUGGCCUGGGGUCCCCCUGGGGUCCCUGGGGGCUGAGCUGGGCCUGUCUCCAGGGCGCUUCGCGGCCGGUUGCAGAGCCGGGGCCCCUCCAGCUGGGAGGGUGACAGGGACCCCCCCGUCCCCGGGCCCCGGGGUCCCUCCGGGGCGGUUGCAGUGCCGGGGGCUCCCCAAGUCCUUCUGGCGGGGAGGGGGACAGGGACCCCCGCCCUGGGCUCCCACCCUGCGGGGAGGCAGCGGCGCCCCUGAGGCCGGGGAGGGCGCGGCGGUGGGGACCGCGGCCCGGGGGGGGCCCGGGGGGGGGCCCGGGGGGGGCCCGGGGCUGAGCCCCGCCGGCCCCGCGGUGCGUCCCGGCGCGGCCGGCAGGUGGCGCCCUUGUGCCGCGCCGCCGCGGGCGCCGCCGUGGGAACCGGGCCGCGCCGCGCCGGGCCGCGCCGAACCGGGCCAGGCUGAGCCGAACCGGGUCGCACCGAGCCAAACCGCGCCGGGCCUAGUCGAACCGGGCCAGGCUGAGCCGAACCGGGCUGGGGCUGAGCCGAACCGCACCGGGCCGAGCCGAACCGGGCCAGGCUGAGCCGAACCGGGUCGCACAGAGCCAAACCGCGCCGGGCCUAGCCGAACCGGGCCAGGCUGAGCCGAACCGGGCUGGGGCUGAGCCGAACCGGGCCGCGCCGAGCUGGGCCGCGACAAACCGGGCUGGGCCGAGACGAACCGGGUCGGGCUGAGCCAGAGCCAAGCCAAACGGGGGCAGAGCCGGUCCCCAGGCCUCUCCCUGUGGCUCCGGGCUUGCCCUGGUCCCAGCCCAGGAGAACCCUGAGCCGCGCCUGCCAUGGAACCUCCCGCCCCCACAUCCUCGGCACCCCCCAGCCCCCUUCCCCGGGGUGAGGUCCCUAAACCGGCGCUUUGGGGACAGCCGCUGCUGCUCCUGGAAUAAAGACGGUCAAACUCCAA